Molecule: messenger RNA, 1005 nt
Organism: Hevea brasiliensis (rubber tree)
Lineage: Eukaryota; Viridiplantae; Streptophyta; Magnoliopsida; Malpighiales; Euphorbiaceae
Exons: 1
Coding region: 1-1005 (334 amino acids)
Source: RefSeq, a predicted model, not a curated record
AUGUCAUUUCAUGCAUCUUCCACUUCUCAUGCUCAUGCCACCACCAUUUCAAAUGAUAGUUUCAAUUCCCUUUUAGAUUCAUCCACUCUCUGUUGCAUAAGCGGUCUCCUCCUCCUCUCUCUCAUUUCUCUUGCUUUCGUCUUUCACCUCCGUCUCAAAUCACGAAAUUCACACCAUUUACAAAGGUUCAAUUCCCUUUGGACUGUUCGCUUUCUUCUUGUCUCCUUUAUAACCCUCUGGGCCCUAAAUGAACUCUUUCGCUUGUCCUUCUUCCGUCGAAAAUAUCUCUUCCCUAUCAUUUCUUCCCUCACCCUAAAGCAGCAAACCAGCUUUUGCAAAUUCCACAUUGUCUUCUCAUUAGGGUUUUAUGAGCCUGGUUUUCUUAUAACCCAACUUUUUCUUGUUAACGUAUCAAUCCAGAAAAAAACACCACGCAGCUCUUGGGCUAUUGCCUUUGUCUUGGCUAAUUGUUUUCCUGUUCUUUUUCUGCAAAUCUUGUUCGUCUUUUUUUCUGGAACACAGCUACCAUUGCCGGAGUUCUUUCUUACAAGUUCAGUUGUUUCAAAAAGCGACGAUGUGCUACUGUGUGAAUACCCUUUAAUGAGUUCUAUCAUAUUUGGUGCUUUUGGGAUCUGGUAUUUGAUAGGCUUCUCAUUGUCAUGCUUCAAGGUGGUAAACGUUGUCAUUAACAAAGGGCUAAGGCUUCGAAUUUAUGCUCUAGCUUUCGUUGUUCUGAUAAUGUUACCUAUACAAAUUCUCUUUCUUGGCUUAUCAGUCUUAUGGGGGCCGGAGGAGGUCCUCUAUGCUUCCAUUGCAUUCCUUGUCUUCGGAACCACAUUAGUAAUUGCAGCCGUAGGGGAGGGCAUUUUGGUAAUUAAACCCAUCGUCGAUUCUUUGGCUGCUGGAGAAGACGCUCUUCCGCCGUGUGCUCCUCGUGGACAGACGGUGUCAGAGGAGCAGCAGAAACCAAGACCAACAUUGGAAGGCACAAGCAUUCAAUUAUAA